UUCAUCUUCUUCGCUUGAAAACGAUUAACUGUUGAUUCAAAAAAAAUUCAUCGUCGAAUAAAUUCAUUGUAUAAGCCAUGGUGAAGACAAAGGAAAAGUCAGGAUCGAAUCCGAAACAACCUCCUCCUGAAUCAGAAGAACCAAAUUCAUCAAGUGAAGAUGAAAAUGAAGAUCAAGAAGAAGUGAAUGAAGGAGAUAAACCAGCCGCCGAGACUCCUGAUAUGACUGCAAUAAGAGGAAAUGAAAGGAGAAAGAAAAUAUCACAAGGAGUAACACGUUGUAAUGUCCCGACUCCACAACCUAAUCACACAAAACCGUUGGGUGCAAAUGCAAGGAAUGCAAGUGGAGUUGUCACUGGUGGGGGUAAUGAAGGUGGAGUUGCCACUGGUGGAGGAAAUAAAGGUGGAGUUGCCACUGGUGGAGGAAGUGAAGCUGGAGUUGCCACUGGUGGAGGAACUGAUGGUGGAGUUGUCACUGGUGGAGGAAAUGAAGGUACAAUUGUGGUUGUUGAAAUAAGUGUUGAUGCUGCUAAUGAUAAGGGUAAAGCCGUAGUGGUGGAGGAGGAGAAGAGAGAGAAGAAUAAGUAUCCACCAAAAGACUCAGCAAGAAAAAUCAUUGAUGCUAUGGAGUUUUUACCUUCCAAGAAGAAUGAGAGACCUUGGGGUGAGCCAAGAGAUCGAUCCAUCUUGUUUUGUUACCGGUCAUCGUGGGCUGCUAGGGUUUGUGCCGCAAAGUUUCCCGAUAAAGCUGUCCCUAAACUAAAGCACCAGCAAGGAAAGUUUUGGUCGUUGGAUAAAAAGCAUCCAGAUGUGGUAGCCUUGGUAAAAGCUUCAACGUUAUGGUCUGGAAUCGAGGCUUUGCAAAAGACCUAUGAUGUUGUAACUGUUUAUGGGUUUAGAGAAAGAUUCUGGCCUGAAACCAUGACGUUUCUAAUCUCAUUCGGCGAGAUGACUAUCACUCCAGAUGAUGCAAAGCAAAUUACCGGUCUUGCUUUGGAAGGAAAAGCUGUAUUUGAGGGUUACAACAAUUCUAUUCCUUUUGAAGAGCUUUAAGUCUUGGCGAAAGACUGUCUAGGGUGGAGCAAAAUUGAAGUGUAAGAAGAGUUUGAGAUAGGUGGUGGAGCCUUUCCUAUAGCUAAAAGGCCAUUCAGUGUACCGGGUGAACAUCAUGAAUCAAUUAAGAUUGCAAGGAAGAUUAACAUGGUUCGUCUGAGGGAAAAGUUUGAGGAUUCUGGCCCUAAGGCUGCUAGUGG
Molecule: messenger RNA, 1252 nt
Organism: Papaver somniferum (opium poppy)
Lineage: Eukaryota; Viridiplantae; Streptophyta; Magnoliopsida; Ranunculales; Papaveraceae
Exons: 3
Coding region: 78-1052 (324 amino acids)
Source: RefSeq, a predicted model, not a curated record